Cinara cedri is the source of this 706-nucleotide messenger RNA. The record is from the annotation of a GenBank genome assembly. Lineage: Eukaryota; Metazoa; Arthropoda; Insecta; Hemiptera; Aphididae.
AUGAACAUAAAUAUGUGUAAAUAUAAUCCGCUUAGAGGGGCAUCAUAUAUUAAAUUACCAAAAAUAAUAUCUGUUAAAAAAGCUAUUACGAAUAUUAAAAACAAAGAUAACAAAUGUUUUCUUUGGUCAAUUCUUGCUGCUUUACAUCCACAAGAUAAAAAUUCAGAAACAAUUAGUAAGUAUAAAGAAUGGGAAAAUGAAUCUUACAGGUGAACAUGUAAAACAAAAUGCCUAUGAAAAUGCUAAAACAAUAUGAGAAACAUUCAAAAUAAAAAAUAUGAAAGACUUUACGAUACUUUAUAAUAAAAUAGAUGUUUUAUUACUUACAGAUAUAAUGGAAAAUUAUAGACAUGUUUCAUUAAAACAUUUUAAGUUGGAUCCUGUUCAUUAUUAUACAACUCCAGGUUUUGCAUGGAAUGCUAUGUUUAGAAAAACAGGUAUAGAAUUAGAAUUGAUAACAGAUAUUGAUAUAUAUUUAAUGUUUGAACAAGGAAUAAGAGGAGGAUUAUCUCAAUGUAGUAUUAGAUAUUCUAAAACAAAUAAUAAAUAUAUUGGAGAAAAAUAUAAAAAAGAACAAACAGAAAAAACAACACCGAAAUAUCUGUUAAAUUUGGAUGCAAAUAAUCUCUAUGGGUGGGGUAUGUGUGAAUAUUUACCAUAUAAAGGAUUUAAAUGGUCUGAUCCUGAUUGCUUUGAUACAGAAUGA